CGUGCUUCUAUAGUUCUAUACAUACUACCUUUGCCGCUCCCGAAAAAAGGGUUUCAUUUCUCUUUUCUGUUUUUUCCUCUCAUUUUUCUCUCUAAAAUUUCUCUCUUCCGUUGUUUUUCAUCGCAUUUUCUCCUUCCCUUUUCCUUCCAUGGAAAAGAAAUCGGAGAAUACAAUCUGAUAUCCGAUCGUCAUGUCAACAGAUUCUGUUGCAAUCUCCUCCGGUUCGGCGCCUACCUCGGCCCCCGGUUCGCCCAAAAGCCGCCUCAAGUUCCUCUGCAGCCACGGCGGCAGAAUCCUCCCCCGCCCCUCCGACGCCCACCUCAAGUACGUCGGUGGCGAAACACGUGUCAUCUCGGUUCCUCCGGACAUUUCUUUCCAGGAACUCAUGAAAAAACUCACCUACCAAAUUGAUGGUGACAUGAGGCUCAAGUACCAGGUAUGUUCCGAGGACCUCGACGCCCUCGUCACUGUCAAAUCCGACGAGGAUCUCCGCCACAUGCUCGACGAUAUUGACCGUCACAACCGCUCUUCCCUCUCCAAACUCCGUGCCUUCCUUUUCCCUCUCAACCCUUCACCCGACCCCGAACGCAACUCCCCAGCCCUUGACCACCAGCGCUACAUCGACGCCAUCAAUGGCAUAAUCCGAACCGGCCGAAUUCACGCAGUACAGCACGGCUCUCGGGUCUCGUCCGCCUGCUCCUCCCCACACUCACCCGACAGCUGUACCUCCGAGACCUUAAAUCACGAGCCCGUGGCCCACAUCCCAAGCAACUACUAUAGCGGCAUGCAUAGAGUCAGGAGCUCGCCCAGCAUAUGCAGCAGCCUCAGCAAUGGCCCACAGCCGAAUUUUCAUCACUUUUCGCCUCAACCGGGCCCGAGUUUUUACUACGGGCCCAAGAGCCCGACUCCAGAUAGGCUGAUCUCGGUGAGGUCGGUGGGCCGGGCGGAAGGGGUGAGGUAUCAGGUGGAGGCUUUGCCCGUGCAAUGUUAUUAUUCACCUACUGCUGCUGCUGUUUCUAGGCAGAACAGAGGGAAUGGGUUGUUGCAGUGUGAUGAGUGGGGCAAUGUUGUGGAUAGGAGGAUGAUGGCGGACAGGAAUGUGAGCCUUGUGAAUAGUUUGGUCUCGGCAAGCCCGCUUGGGCAGGGCCAGCAAGCCUGGGAUAGGGAUGUUUGAAUUUGAUUGGUCGGGCUGGCUGGAGGUUGUUUAGAAAAUGUGGGAUUUGCGUUUGACGUGUUUGAAGGAAGUAUGGCUCGAUUGUAGGUGGUUAGAGUUGAUGAUGACGAUAAAAUGGUCAGUUGGGUGUGGUUUUUUUUGCACCAACUUAUGUUUCUCUAAGAGUAAGCGUGUCUUGAUAAUUUUAAUCGACUCCUUCGCUCUUGAUAUGGGGAAAGGAUGAUUGGCAAUGCUUUAUGAUGCCUCAAGGAACGCUUUUGACGUCAAAUGUUGUUGUGAACUGAGGUCGCUUUUUUUUUUUUAGUGUGUGAAUAUAUGCUGCCUUUCUUGCGUUCAGCUACAUUUUUCUGGGGGGCUUUUAUAAUUAGACGCAUGUAGGUUGUGAAUCAAGUUGUAGUUUGAUUGGUAGGUUGUGAAUCAACUAAUCAAGUUUUAGUUCACUUAGAAGGCAUCUCUAAUGGGUCAGCCCAUUGACUAGCAACCCAACCAGUUGACCCGUUUCACUUCAUUAGAUACGAUGAAGAACUUUGUUUAUCACUAUUUUAUUAUACUAGUAAAGC
Molecule: messenger RNA, 1734 nt
Organism: Striga asiatica
Lineage: Eukaryota; Viridiplantae; Streptophyta; Magnoliopsida; Lamiales; Orobanchaceae
Source: the annotation of a GenBank genome assembly